UUCGAGACCAAUCAGAGCGCACGCUGAUGGAAGGCAGUGGGGUUUGAGGCACACCGGGUCUACAUGAGUGUCUGGAGGAUAUUGUGAGGUUUACGAAUGAUGUAAAGAAGGGUUGACUUUUAUGUGGUUCUUUUUUUUCGUUUCACAGAUCCCUGGAUGUACAUUUUCUUCGUUUGGAAUACCUUUUUUUAUGCAGGCAAUGUUAUUGACUUGAUGGUGGAUCCAGUUCAACUUUUCCUCGCUCUCCGACAUUUCUCAAUGCAUCCCUUUUUAGACCGACGGGUUUAUGGACUUCUGUAUUAGCUAAUGAUGUCUAUAGGUUUCAUGCCUGAUAGUUUGAAUUCUUCAGAUCCCUCCAAAUCGACCUUUUUCGAGUUUGGGCACGGGCACCCUGCGCACCAGCAGCAUUCCCAAGGACACUCUCACAUCUACCCCGUUAGUGGUUUACAAUCUGCCGGACACUCUCAACACGGUAGUCCCUUCUCCCCCAGCGCGUCCUCCUAUGGCCGCUCCCUGGGCUACGCCUACCCCAGAGCGGUGAACACUCAUCACCCGAGUGCCUACAUGCCCUACCAGCACAACAAUCACAGUUUGGCGCACUCCAGAUUAGAUGAGACAGACCAUGAGAAGUCUACAGUGAUUGAGAACGGGGAAAUUCGUUUGAAUGGUAAAGGAAAGAAAAUACGCAAACCACGGACCAUCUACUCCAGUCUUCAGCUACAGGCGCUCCAACAUAGGUUUCAGCAGACCCAGUACCUGGCUUUACCCGAGCGCGCAGAUUUGGCGGCUAAAUUAGGGCUGACCCAAACACAGAUUAAAAUAUGGUUUCAAAACAAGCGCUCGAAAUAUAAGAAGAUACUGAAGCAUGGCAGCGGGCCAGAGGGGGAACAUCUCCACAGUACGUCAUCUAUUUCUCCUUGUUCACCCGGGAUGCCUCAACUUUGGGAGGUGUCAAUGGCAAACAAAGGGACCCCUACGCACCCCAACAAUUACAUGAACAAUUUUGGUCACUGGUACCCAAACCAUCUCCAGGAUCCUAUGUCCAGACCUCAAAUGAUGUAAGCAGACCAUCUCAACACACUGCGCGGUGCUGUAAAACUCACCCGGCCAUUUCUAACUUUUCAAGGGCCUUAAGGCUAUAUCUGCCUACCCCACACCCGAACGAACACGUCUCAUCUAGCCUAUCAAGUUUGAUUUACGUGUUUAAUUCAUGUCAAUUGUCUUUUUUUCUUUCAUUGCAAUGUAGCCUAUGUUUUUGGAUGACGAUUUUGUAUUUCUUGUGUCCACUUUACGCACUGCUCUUAAUUUUUGGAAUGGCUUUGGUGAGAAAUGUGCUGUCAGGUGGCAACAUGCUUAUGGUUUGAUUCCAGCAAGGGACAUGCACAUGAAUAUGUGUGUCAAUUGGUUAUGACCGUAUUAUUAAUGUGAUUAACAGUAGUGUCCCAGGCAGUCCACGUUUGGAUAGCUUCGUCACAGCAAAUAUGAAUUUAUUGUGCAUAUACAUUUCGGAAUUGUUUGAUAUGGUUCUCAGCGUCUAUUAUUGUGAAGGUGUCAAUAGUUAUUGAUCGUUUUAAAGUGCUUUGUUUGAUAUACAGUGCCUUCAGAAAGUAUUCACACCCCUUUACCUUUUCCACAUGUUGUUGUGUUACAGCCUGAAUUUACAAUGGAUUCAAUUGGGAUUGUGUGUCCCUAUCUCAUAGUGUCAAAGUGGAAUUUUGUUUGUAGAAAAAUGUUGAAGGUGUAUUAAACAUUUAAAGCUGA
Messenger RNA from Oncorhynchus kisutch (coho salmon), 1761 nucleotides. Its product is annotated as homeobox protein Dlx4b. Lineage: Eukaryota; Metazoa; Chordata; Actinopteri; Salmoniformes; Salmonidae. The record is from RefSeq and is a predicted model, not a curated record. Gene Ontology annotation, molecular function: DNA-binding transcription factor activity, RNA polymerase II-specific; RNA polymerase II cis-regulatory region sequence-specific DNA binding. Bases 307 to 1062 code for a protein of 251 amino acids. Gene Ontology annotation, biological process: embryo development; cell differentiation; regulation of transcription by RNA polymerase II. The transcript is spliced from 3 exons.